UGCAGACUUGGAAUAGCGAGCAAGCGGGAAGGACGUUCUAUCUCACUGUGGACAUCUCUGUGUAAAGGAUUUUCCUCUUGUCCACAUCGAUCCUAAGGAUGUUCCAGUUCCAGCUGUCUGCGUGGAUCCUGUGGAUCAUGGUGUCUCCUUCCCUGGUCCAGUCCACCCCGGUGGUCAACGGAGUCGAGUCAAUGCCUGAGGAGCAUGGCUUCCACGUGGGGAUAGCGCAUAACGUCCCCUUAUUCGAGGCGUGGAAAGUGUACGACAAACGACACGUACCCGAACCGAAGGACGGGUUCGUCCUCACGCCCACCUGCGGCGGCGCCUUGAUCCACCCCCAGUGGGUCCUCACGGCCGCCCACUGCGUGGACUCCAUCGACUUUAAAAACACCUUCAUGGGACUCGGGAAGCAGCAUCCCUUCACAAACGGGCAGCUUCUGCGCUCGGUGGUGAAAACCUUCGUCCACCCUGCCUACGAUCCGAAGCAAAAACAUGAUGACAUCGGGUUAGCGAAAUUGGACAAACCCGUGGCAGUGGGAGAAGACUUGAACACAGAAGCCCCAAUUUGGCCCAUCAUGAUCCCGGAUUCUGAUUUCGACUAUUCGGCGCUGGAAAGCGAAAAUUGCUCUGUUUACGGCUUCGGGAAGACGGAAGAGCGCGGACGAGGGCCCAAGAGCCUCAUGAAGGCCACGGUCGCACUCUGGAACGACUCCAGAUGCAGCAAAAUCUAUUGGGGAGAACCAUUUCAGUCCACGAUGCUAUGCGCCGGCGGGGAGAAUACGGAUGCUUGCCAGGGGGACAGUGGAGGACCGCUGGUGUGCCAGAUGGCCAAAGACGGAGAGCCGAUUUUGGUUGGGGUCGUGGCCUUCGGCUACGGUUGUGCCACUCCGAAGAUCCCCGGGGUCUACACCGAAGUCAGACACUACGCCUCUUGGAUCAAGGACACCAUCGAAGGCGAACGCAUGCGAGAACUGGCCGAAAGUCAGACGCAGCGCAAAACGGACAACCUCGACUGGACCACGCAACCGGAAGCAUAACGCUACGAUUCUCCUAUCAUGCGACUAAGACGUCUUUCCUGGUUUUCCUAAGGGUGGUGCCAGUGGCAACCUGAAUGCCGGAUCUCACUCGCCUUUCAAGCUUUCGGCUUCCACGUACAUUUGUGCCCGAGGAACAAGGAGAAGAGUAGUUCAGAUUGCCUCGCAUAUAUCUGCUUCUCUUUCACCCUUGGUGUGAAGGUCACUCAAGUGUCCUUGAGUGGAAGCCUAAAAUCAGACAGACGGAUGAGGUCCAGCAUUUUUCAGUGGCUUCUCCUCUCGGCUCCUGCUGCUAGCAUCUCUCUCAGGAAGAAGUGGAAUGAUGUAUACUUAGCGAUAUGGUAGGAACUAGUCCAUCACAAAUCCUUCCCGUAAAUUAUGAUUCCGAAGUACAUUUGUUUCUUGCACCCAAGGCGAUAAGCGUCUGAGACGCUUCCAAGGUCCUCUUGGGUUUCAAUGCAUUUGAGUCAUUCUCCUUGAGAAUGUGAUCCUCCGCAGAAUCCCUUGAUCAUGCAGCAAAUUAUAUCUGUUUCAGCCCCCACCGCAGGUAUCGCCGGGUUAUUUUAUUUUUUGAAUGGUGAAUGAGUUUUACAAUGGGAUAAUGUUUUCUUUUUACGAGUGGUAAAUACAGUUUAUGGACAAAUGAAUGAUAGGGAGUGAAUACAGAGAUAGGUGUCGUUCCAGCGGCACAUCCCUAUUAAGGGAAAGAGGCAAGAGGAGCAAAGAAGCAGCGCGAGGAGAUGGCAAUUGCAGCAGGCCUCAGAUCCACCGCUAUUGAUCCCGAAAGACGAAAGGAAAAAGA
Molecule: messenger RNA, 1836 nt
Organism: Darwinula stevensoni
Lineage: Eukaryota; Metazoa; Arthropoda; Ostracoda; Podocopida; Darwinulidae
Source: the annotation of a GenBank genome assembly